AUGGCAGCCUCAACCCCGCCUAACUGCACUGUUUACGUCAAAAAUCUCGAGGAGCACAUCAAGCUCGACACCCUCAAGGCCACCCUCCGCGAGGUCUUCGAGGAAUAUGGUACCAUUCUCGACAUCCGCGCUGCCAAGAACCUCAAGGCGAAGGGCCAGGCAUUCAUCGUCUUCGACAGCGUAGAGUCGGCUGCUCGCGCCAUCGAGGAACUGCAGGAAUUCGACCUCUUCGACAAGCCCAUGAAGCUGGACUACGCCCGCACACGUAGCGAUGCUAUUGUCAAGCGUGAAGGAAACGAGGAGGAGUUCGAGGCCCACAAGCGCCACCGCCUGGCUGAGAAAGAGAGGAAGCAGGCCCUCGAGGCCCAGGAGGCCCAGAAGAAGAUGAAGCGGCCUGCCGGUGCCCCCGCCGAGUCGAACCGUCCGGUUCAGAAGGCUCGCGGUGCCGGUCUCAAGUCUACUGGUGGCGCGGCCGCCGUCAUUCCCGACGAGUACCUCCCGCCGAACAAGAUUCUCUUCGUCCAGAACCUCCCCGAUGGAUACGAUGUCGAGGCUCUCUCAGCCAUCUUCGGUCGUUUCGAAGGUUUCAGAGAAGUCCGUGUGGUGCCUGGUCGCAGCGGUAUUGCCUUCGUUGAAUAUGAGGCCGAGGCUGGCGCUAUCAGUGCUAAGGAAGCCACUGCUGGAAUGGCGCUUGGUGAUGACAACCAGCCCAUGAAGGUCACGUACCAACGCCAGUAG
This is a messenger RNA of Diplodia corticola, 738 nucleotides long. RefSeq names its product u1 small nuclear ribonucleoprotein. The record is from RefSeq and is a predicted model, not a curated record. Bases 1 to 738 code for a protein of 245 amino acids. The transcript is spliced from 4 exons. NCBI's taxonomy places the organism in Eukaryota, Fungi, Ascomycota, Dothideomycetes, Botryosphaeriales, Botryosphaeriaceae. Gene Ontology annotation, biological process: mRNA splicing, via spliceosome. Gene Ontology annotation, cellular component: U1 snRNP. Gene Ontology annotation, molecular function: U1 snRNA binding.